AUGCAGCCCAUACAGUGCAAAGCUGAGCUUCUACAUUGGUUCAGGUGCAUCAGAACGACCUUUGAGUUCAGCGAAGGCUCUGAAUGCGCUGAUGAAAGCUUUGCGGCUCCAAGGUGGCUGUUCUGCGCUGCUGGCUCUACUGCUCGGCAACUCGAGCAAGACAGAUACCGCGAGCACAGCUUCAUCCUUUCUGGAACUUUCCUUGACCGAGGCAAUCGCCUCGUCAUCAGCGGUGUGGGCGAUUGCCGUGUCGUGCUGCUAGAGGGCGAGGGCAAGGCGCAACUGGUUGUGACGGCCGCGAGUGCCACGCCAUUGUUGGAGAAGGCAAGUGGCCUGGACGACCCCGAGGAGAUGCAGCGCUUCUGGAAGGCUGGUGGCAUGGCUCGGUUUGAUGUGCUGCUGGCAGACGGUGAUGAGCUGGAUGAGAAGCAGGUGAAGGCUGCAUAUCGGCGCUGGGCUCUCCGGGUUCAUCCGGACAAGCAAACCGGAGCCGAGUGUGAUGCUGACAGGAGAGCGUUUGGCUUGGCGUUUGCUCGCUUGGAAGAGUCUCGAGAAAAGCUUGAGGCUAUGAUGGCAGAGGACAUUGAGUCCUGCCGCGAGCUUCGCCGAGUUCUACAUUCAGAGGUUUUCACACGUGCUGGGGCAGCAGCCUUGCUUGGUGUGGACAAAGCCGCCGCGAAUACGGACUCCAUCGUGGAGGAGGUGGCAAAGGAAGCUGAGAAGGCUGCGAAAGAGUUGAAGAAAAAGAUCGCCAAGAUGGAGGCAGUUGCACCAGACUUCCGACAAGCUGAAGCGAUUUGUGAUGAGGCAGUCCGGACGCUGGCGCGAGCGACGACAGCAGAGGCUUUGCCGCGAAACGAAGCGCUGCUGCGCGAGGGAGCCAGUUGCAGCCGUGCCUUGGGCCUUCGGGACUUGCGCUUUCCACGGCCUGUGGUGCUGAUGGAGCCCAAGUCCAUUGCCUACAUGCUGUCAACCAACGCCUCCGUGCGCUUCGCACUGCUGUGUGGUGCGACAGCCGCUAUCAGCGAUGAAGAGCUGACUCGAGCAGCGGCGGCGCAUUCGCGAAGGCCAAAAGCCUCUGUGCUGGUCUUCAACGCGUUGGCGGAUGCCCAGCCCACCUCAUCGAAUGCAUCCAGCGCUUCUGUAUGCAUCAGCGUCAGGCGGUCAGGGAAGGCGGAAACCUCCGCCGCAAAGCGACAGAAGACUGGCAGCUCCGACACUGUGCGUGUGCGGCACAUCCUGUUGCGCCAUCAGCAGGUUCGCCAG
This is a messenger RNA of Symbiodinium pilosum, 1266 nucleotides long. The record is from the annotation of a GenBank genome assembly. NCBI's taxonomy places the organism in Eukaryota, Dinophyceae, Suessiales, Symbiodiniaceae.